GUCUGCCAGCUCUCACUGAAGACAGCUCUCACUUGCUCCACCAUGCAGGUCUCUGGCAUGCUUCUGUGCCUGCUGCUCACAGCAGCUGCCUUCAGCAUCCACAUACAGGCCCAGCCAGAUGGGAUCAAUUCAUCCACGUGCUGCUAUGUCAAGAAACGAAAGAUCCCCACGAAGAAUCUCGAGAGCUACAAGAAGAUCACCAGUAGUCACUGUCCCUGGGAAGCAGUCAUCUUCAAGACCAAGAAAGGUAUAGAAGUCUGUGCUGAAGCCCAGCAGCAGUGGGUCCAAGAUGCCAUGAAGUACUUGGACCAGAAAACCCAAACUCCAAAGCCUUGAAGAGUCAUGCUUGAACAGAAAUCAACCCAGGAGACAAGAAUGAAAAAAUCUGCGCCCUUGUUUUUUCUGAGGACUGUGCUGAGAUGGACUGAUUGUAUCUCUAAGAGACAGGAGCUGUCUUUAGGAAUGUGAAACUGUCAUGCUUAAGGAAUUAACUCUAAUUAUUAAUAUUUUAUUUAAUUUGCUAUGUACUUGGAUGUGAUUUGAAUGUAAAGCCCUGGACACCCCAUCAUUUAAUGUUGUAUUACCUGCAGAAGCCUUUCCCCCGUUUACUUGGCAUCAGUAUCGUGAAGGGGCUUUGCAAGAAUCAGCACCAAGAUUUUAUAAAAAAAUAUUUAGGAUGAAAUCAUAAUGUUAUGAUACUGUGGAAUUUUUAUAUGUAUAACUAUGGAAUUUCCAUAUAAAAUAUAUUUUUGCAUAAAAUCCUA
This is a messenger RNA of Peromyscus californicus insignis, 764 nucleotides long. Its product is annotated as C-C motif chemokine 7-like. The transcript has 3 exons. Gene Ontology annotation, biological process: neutrophil chemotaxis; cellular response to type II interferon; positive regulation of GTPase activity. NCBI's taxonomy places the organism in Eukaryota, Metazoa, Chordata, Mammalia, Rodentia, Cricetidae. Gene Ontology annotation, molecular function: CCR chemokine receptor binding; chemokine activity. Bases 43 to 336 code for a protein of 97 amino acids. The record is from RefSeq and is a predicted model, not a curated record. Gene Ontology annotation, cellular component: extracellular region.